GUGAUCACUUAUCUUGAUCAAAAGGCAUGACGUCUACUGAACCAAGAGUUUCCUCAGUCUUCUUUCGCACCUUGAGAGAGUUACAUUGCAGGCCACCAUGAGGAGCUUAUUCAUGUCAGGUCUGGCAGGUUUUCUAGUUUUAGGUUUAUUUUUCAAGAUUUGCUUGACCGAGAACAUGGAAAGCGAGGAAAACAGGAAAGGAAAACUCCUUAGCAUAUUCAACAUAAUCCAGUUUGAAAAUGGUCCCUGUGCCGGGAGCGAGAGUAAAAACGGGACAUGUUAUACCAAGGAAGAGUGUAAAACCAGAUCGGGAACUGCUUCCGGAACAUGUGCCUCUGGUUAUGGCGUGUGUUGUAUUUUUUCCAAAACGUGCGGUCAACAAUCAAGCGAGAACUGUACCUACUUUGAAUCCGGAAGGAACCUUGCCGGAUCAUGUGAACUCAAAGUCUGUAAAGCAGAUUCGAACAUUUGUCAACUGCGAUUGGAUUUUGAUUCCUUUGUGAUCUCUGGACCAUCCACGUCUGCCACCUCAUACGCUAAAACUGUGGCUGGAAGUGUCUCUGCCGGUGCCACCAACGAAAUUGCCACCAAGACGCAAUGCUUGACCGAUCUCUUCAGCGUCACCAGUCCAGGAAAUCCUGCCCCACCUUCAAUCUGUGGAAGCAACAGUGGAGAACACAUGUAUGUGGAUACUUCCGAUGCCUGCAAUACAUUGACGUUCCAAUUGGGAAGUACUGGCAUUGGUACCACUAUAGCCAAUCGCCAAUGGUCCAUAAAGAUUGUCCAAUUGGCUUGUGAUGACGAAAAUCGGGCUCCACCUGGUUGUACCCAGUACUACUAUGGUCUCAACGCUGGAACGAUUCAGACUUUCAAUUACCAGAAUGAACAACAUCUAGCGAAUCAGAGGCAAAAUGUUUGCAUUAGGCAAGAGCGAGGCCAAUGUCAAAUUUGUUAUGCGCCUGUGGCUGAAACGGACUUUGGAAUCUCUAGCGUGAUUGAUACAAUGGGGUUCAUUGGGGCUUCCAUGUGUUGUGGUUAUGGCGAAGAUGGGGCAGGCAUGUCUGGAUUUGAUUGCCUCGUUAUUCCAGGAGCUCAAAAUGUUAUGAAAACUGGCAUUGAUGCUGGUAGUCAAUUUUGUGGUUUGUUCUUGGGAGAAAUGUCGCCAACGACAACUCAUAAGACCAUUUGUUCUUCUCAAACGCCAUUUUCCGUUCUCUUCUUGUCCGACAAUUUUGAAUUCGUAGAUGAAGCUGGUUUGAAAGGAUCUACUGGAUUUAAGCUGGCCUUUCAACAAAACAAAUGUUAAAAUUAAUGUCAAUGUUAAUGAGGUUCUACUAUUUGUUUGUCCAUUCUGAAGAUCCCAGUAAAGCUGACUCUGUGUUCGA
Tigriopus californicus is the source of this 1385-nucleotide messenger RNA. RefSeq lists its product as uncharacterized. The record is from RefSeq and is a predicted model, not a curated record. Lineage: Eukaryota; Metazoa; Arthropoda; Copepoda; Harpacticoida; Harpacticidae. The coding region runs from base 98 to 1306 and encodes 402 amino acids. The transcript is spliced from 12 exons.